Molecule: messenger RNA, 885 nt
Organism: Symbiodinium necroappetens
Lineage: Eukaryota; Dinophyceae; Suessiales; Symbiodiniaceae
Source: the annotation of a GenBank genome assembly
AUGUCAGCAGUUGACACGAGCACCACCGCCGAGGCCAAACCGAUGACGAAGGCCAAGGCCAACUACUUUUUCACUUCCGAAUCCGUCUCGAUGGGUCACCCGGACAAGGUGGCCGAUCAGAUCUCGGAUGCCGUGCUGGACGAGAUGCUGGCGCAGGACCCGGGGAGCCGCGUGGCGUGCGAGACGAUGGUCUCGACGGGCAUGGCGGUCGUGGCGGGCGAGGUGACGACGAAGGCGUACGUGGAGAUCCCGGACGUGGUUCGGAACACGAUCCAGCGGAUCGGGUACACGUCGUCGACGAUGCGGUUCGACCAUGAGGCGUGCGCGGUGCUCGUUUCGCUGAAGGCGCAGUCCCCGGAUAUCGCGCAGGGCGUGGACCGCGAGGGGGCGGGCGACCAGGGGCUCAUGUUCGGUUACGCGUGCAAGGAGACGGAGUCGCUCGCGCCGGGGAGCUACAUGCCGCUGCCGCUGUACCUGAGCCACCGCCUGGUCGAGAAGCACGCGGAGGUGCGCGAGGCGGGGGGCAUCCCCGCGCUGCGCCCGGACGCGAAGAGCCAGGUGACGCUCGAGUACGACGCGAACGACAAGCCGGUGCGCGUGCACACCGUGGUGCUCUCCACGCAGCACGGGCCGGAGUGGUCGAGCGAGGCGAAGCAGAAAGAAUUGCACAAAGAGGUGAUCGAGAAGAUCAUCAAGCCGACGCUGGGCGACGCGUGGUGGAACGACGAGAUCAUCGUGCACGUCAACCCGACGGGCGUCUUCGAGCUGGGCGGGCCGCACGGCGACGUGACGUACAAAGAUCAGCAGGGCAAGACGCAGACGGCGACGUGCUUCACGUGGGAGCGGGUGGAUAAGGCUGAGGCGCUGAAGAAGGCGUGUCUGUAA